Messenger RNA from Rhopilema esculentum, 4190 nucleotides. RefSeq names its product protein FAN. Lineage: Eukaryota; Metazoa; Cnidaria; Scyphozoa; Rhizostomeae; Rhizostomatidae. Gene Ontology annotation, molecular function: protein binding. The record is from RefSeq and is a predicted model, not a curated record.
GCGAUGAGCCAUGACAAGGAAAAUACCCGCCAGUGAAAAUAUUCCGCAGAAAAGUUAAAACAUUGGACUACUCUGGGAUGAAAUAAGGGAACAAGGAAGGUAAAAUAUACCUUGAUAUAGCCUAAAAGUGCACAAGCACAGGAUAUAUCAUGGAGUCUGUUGAUUAACAGAUUUUACAAAACCAUGGAGAUGGAUGAACCCUGGCGCAAUACCUAGUAGACUGGUAUUUUGAAUUCGAAUUGAUCAGGCUUAAUCUUUGCCGAAUACGAUUUGUUGAAGAAUUUUCACAGUAAAUUUAAGUUGGCUUCUUUUAUCCAUUUGUUGUUACAAUGGCAGUGGAUUAUUUUUGGAGAGCGGACGAUUAUCAUUCAUACCAUAAAACUGAAAGAUUCACUUUACUUGUUUUGGCACCAGGGGAAAUAUAUUUUGAAGACUUUAGUGUCUUUUAUUACCCAAUUGAGAAGUCAGAAGAUGAGGCAUUUAAAAGGAAGCAAAAAGGAAGACUGAAAUUAUGUUCAAAGUCACUGGUCUUUGAUCCUAUUGAUAGUUCAUAUCCAAUGCUCAAGCUUCAGUACAAAGAUUUGGUCAGUAUAGGAAAAUGGGAUGGAUCAUUGCUGUCAAGGCUUGCCAGUCAAGGGGAUAUUCUGAUGGUAGAGACAAAACAGUGUAUUCAGAUGAAAGAGUCAGGGCUUUUGGGACCAUACAAGCAUAUAAGGGAGAAGAAAAAGCAUUUGUUUUCUUUGAAUUUUGGGAGUCUGUCUACUACAUUACCACUGAUUGAGCAGCUUCACAGAGCAUCUACAUUGAAUCCACACGAUGAAGCCUCAAUGAUUGCAACAAUAGUCCAAUCAAUUCAAGCAAGAACAGCAUUUAAUACAAGUUGGAUCGAAGACCUUUAUGAGAAGAUCAUACUUGAAGUAACAGGGGAGAAGAUAACACCUCUUGUCUGCAAUCCUGGAAAAGUUCUUCUUACAUCAUCAAGACUUUAUUUUCAACCAUUUAAUAACGUUGAGCCGUUACCAGUUAUCAAAGUAAAAUUGUCUGAUGUAAGCAAAGUCAUAAAAAGAAGAUAUUUGCUGAGACAUGUGGGUUUGGAGAUAUCUUCGUCAACAUCAAAUCGUCCUUUAUAUCUUGUUUUUGAAUCUGAAGAAAUUAGAAAUUCUGUUUACAAUCGAUUGCUUGAGCAAGAAGAUCUCUCAUUGGAGGAAUCAGAGCAAGAAAACAUGUUGCUGAAAUGGCAGGCGGGCGCCAUUUCGAAUUUCGACUAUCUAAUGUAUCUAAACAGCCAAGCUGAUCGAAGUUUGAAUGACAUAACACAGUAUCCUGUCUUCCCAUGGGUGAUUCGUGAUUAUGAGAGCGAUCAUCUAGACUUGGAAGAUCCUAAAACGUUUAGAGAUUUAUCAAUACCAAUUGGAGCGAUUGACAAGUCCCGCUUGCAGCAACUAAAGGUCCGCAGCAAAUCAAUGCCAGAACCGAAGUUUCUGUACGGAUCUCAUUAUUCCACGCCUGGUUUUGUUUUAUAUUACUUGGUACGAGUCGCACCUGAGUACAUGCUUUGUCUGCAAAAUGGAAGGUUCGAUAAAGCAGAUCGCCUCUUUAACAGUAUUAAAUCUUGUUGGGAUAAUUGCUGUACAGGGCAUUCAGACUUCAAAGAGUUGAUUCCAGAAUUUUAUUCCUCUGAUGGGAAAUUUUUGCAAAAUAGAAUGAAUUUACAGCUUGGAACAAGACAAGAUGGAGUACGAGUGCAUCAUGUGGCUUUGCCUCCUUGGGCUAAUGACGCCAAAGAUUAUAUACAAAAAUCCCGAGAUGCAUUGGAAUGCUCAUAUGUCUCAGAGAAUAUCCAUCACUGGAUUGACUUGAUUUUCGGUUACAAACAACGUGGCGAAGAGGCAUGGAAGGCGGACAAUGUCUUCUACUACCUGACAUAUGAAGGUGCCGUUGAUCUUGACACCAUCACCAACCCUAACGAGCAAGAGUCUUUAAAGCAACAAAUUCUAGAAUUCGGACAAACACCAAAACAGUUAUUUAUGCAUCCACAUCCGCAUCGUAAGGCACAGAACAUACCACACCCGAUACCACUAGAAAGUUUACUUGAUACUGAUGAACUGGCUCAUCAUGGAUUAAAUGAGGAGGAUAUUCCAGUCAUAGAAGUGAAAUUGGAAGAUAUUGAUUCAUCACAGAAUCUGGAUGAGAAGAAACCUUUGGAAGAUUUGUGCAAUCUGAAGCUUGUCCGUACAAUGAAAAGUCACAAAGAUGCGGUUUUAGGUCUUAGUAUCUCCGAAAAAGAAGACAAUAUUUUUUCAGUCUCUCUAGAUUCACAACUGAAAAUGAACAGUUUGGAAGACGGUACUCAGAUUCGGGGGAUGAAUUUAUCAAGCAUGGCACUGUCUUGUUGUGUGCUAAUGCCAAACUCAGAUUUAGUGCUGGUUGGCUCUUGGGACAAUAAUCUAUACGUUUACUCAGUGGACUUUGGAAGGGCAAUAUUUGAGAGUAAUAUUCAUAAUGAUGCAGUAUCUUCAAUGUGUUGGAAGAACAAUAUUUUGGUGACAGCUUCGUGGGAUUCAACUGUUAAGGUAUGGUUCUUCGAUCCCAAGCAAUUCUCGAAAAAGCGUGGUCCUCCAGAACUGCAGGGAGAGCUUGACCAUGAUACAGAGGUUACAGCUGUUGACUUGCAUGUAGAUGGCGAUGAGAAAUUGAUUGUAUCUGGAACCAAAGAUGGGCAUAUUUUUCUCUGGAAUCUUGAUUCUAUGGUCCUGCGAAGCCAGCAUUGGAAUCAUCAAGAUGUUGUCACAAAAGUUGUUUUCAGUCCAGAUGGUCAAAGAAUCCUGAGUUGUAGUGAGGAUCAAUUCAUGAAGGUGAUUGAUGUUGACACUGGGCUGGAGAUUUAUUCAAAGGACAUUGAUCAGCCAAUAAGAUCCGCAUCAUCUGAUGGUCAGCUGGUUGUUGCUGGGGUCGAAUCAGGCGAUGUUGUUAUUUGGGAUCUGAUAAAGAUGAAUUGUGUCAAUACAAUUAAACUCAGUGAAAAACCUAUUCGAAGCAUUGGAGUGUCAGCAAAGUCGAAUAUCGUUGUCGCUGGUAGUGACGACGGACACGUGUUUGUUCUCAAGCCAGCAGGUUCCCAACUAUAAUUCCUUUUUCAAUGAAAUUUAAAUGACUUUUCAAGAUAUUUUUUCAACCGCUUUCUUUUUAUCUAAUUAUCCAUGGUAGUAUGAAUUUCAAAGGAAUUUAGCAUCACUUCCAGUUGCAUUUGAACUGACGGGUAUUAUCUUUGAGACUUUUAUAAAUCUUCACCCUUCAGUUCACUUCAUUCGCUUUGAUAUAUGUACGGCCUCAUUCACUAUAAAAUAAACAUUUUCAAUAUGCAAGCAUGCGUUUUUAGCAUUCUCGAACGUUUUGAAAAUAUUAUUGGGAAAGAUUUCACUGCAGUAUUUUUAUAACUAUGAGCAAAGGUAUUUAAUUUUUCUCAAAGAGAAUAACCGGCAAGUAUAAAGAAUAUAAUGCAAAAGUUUUGUUGGUGCCUUCAAUUUUUCUCAACAGUUUAGUGGGAAGACACUGAUUUUGUUCAGUUAUUGUAGCUAAAGUUGAACGUAUUAUAUUUGUUCGGAUAUAUCAGGCUUUUCUUCCAAUAAACAAACCUACCCCCCCCCCCCUCCCUAUUUAUAUGUGAAUGGACUUGACACUUUCUUAUUCGUGUGUUAAGUACGGGAUUGUUUCUAUAUCCCACUGAUUUUCUGAUUCUGAAUUUUACACCACAUUAUUUUUAAGAUGCUGUUUGUAUGCAGGAUCAAUGGCAUCGUCUUUAAAUUGUCUGACCCGAUCCUCAAUGCUUGGAAAAACAAACUACCAAGUUUAUGCAUCCAAUAAUCAGCGCAGUAGUCUCCCUCGGGCAUUGUAGGGCAUAUUUAGUAAAUGUAGACAGCCACAAACUUAUUUUGUUCUUGGUGGGUUUGUGCUGUCUUCUUCUGUCCUUUAAUGUGAAUAUUUUCCCCUUUAGAUAACUGAUAAAAAAACAUUUUUGACGACCGUUUGUGUAUCUUCUAUUGAAGUUUGAUUUGUUAUGUUCCAAGCUAAAGUCGUAUUUUGUUCUUGAUUGUCAGAUUUGAUUUAAUAUUGUACCUUUAAUUUAUUUUCUGAAUUUAUUUGUGAUGUACUAUGUGUGUUUCGUUAAGAGCGAGAUUAUGAAAUAACUU